GAGAAAACACAUUCCUAUCAAAACCCGGCCCUCCGGGCAGCAGAGGAGGGCUGCUCUUGUUGGUGAGGACUAGCAGUGUCCCUCCUCCCAAAAGACACACACACAUUGCUUUGCUGCUGGAAUUUCCAAUCUUCCAUGCAACUUUUUUUCAGUGUUUCCUGUGGGACAGCCUUCGGGGUACAGACGAUAAAAGGAGCUGCUGUGGACAGCAAGUAGACAGGUAAACUAUUCACAGCAACUCACAAAACAGAAACAGCGGUCUGCACUGCUCUCUCUUGUGAAGUGAAGAACCGAAAAGAUGACCCCCAGCUCCAAAGUAGCCCUCUCCGUCCUGCUGCUGGUCACUCACGCUGCAUUUUCCUCAGGUGCAGCUCUUGGCGUGGAUUUGCGAUGCCAGUGUAUAAACACAAUUUCCGACUUCAUCCCUCCCAAAAACAUGGCAAAUAUUGAAAUUAUCCCCAAGGGGCCCCACUGCAGUAUCGUGGAGGUCAUUGCAACUCUGAAAUCUAGCCAUUUAAUCUGUCUUAAUCCUAACGCCAAGUGGGUGAAGACUGUCAUUGAAAAAAUAUUAAACAGUGAUAAACACAAUUUGCAGAGUGUAUGAUAUGUGCAUAUGGUGUCAGAAAAUCCUGUUACUUGUUUCUUACAUGAAGAGGACUAGCUAGCAAGUUGUCGAGAUCUGAGAAGUGCCACACGGAACAAACCAUUUGUGGAGGUACACACAAGAUACUUGUUACGUUUCUCUUGCAGGACUGAAUAUAUUGCACUACGGGUCAUGAAAGCAUCACCCACCGAUAAUGAGACACACUACCCUUUAUGUAUUGAAAGAAGGGAGCAUAUUUAAAUUAUACAAAAUAUGUGUAUUUUACGCAUGGAUGUAUUGUGGGUUGAAUGAAGCUCAAAUGAACAUCGUUUGUUCAGAAGUGUUAGGAAAAUGUUUUGAGCAGUUGUUGCUAUUGCUGUUAUCAUCAAUACCUCCAAAUGAAAUAAUUGUUUACAUUUUGUAAACAGUUCUUUAAGAGUUGUAACUGCAGAAAAAAAGUUAAGCUGUUUGAUUCAAAAUAAUCUUAUAGUAAGUACCACAGCUUCUGGGAUACCUGUAAUAUGUUCCUUUUUUUUGGGGGGGGGGUAUAUCUUGCACUGAACAUUCAUGCGAUUGGGUAUGGUCUCCGUUCAGUCAUGAGGACAUGCUUUUGACACUUUUAGACACUUUGUGUCUUUUCUGUUUGACAUACUGUCAUUUCCUUUUAAAUGUGUAUGUGUAUGUGUGGGUGUAUAUAUAGGUAUAUAUAUAUAUAUAUAUAUAUAUAUAUAUAUAUAUAUAUAUAUAUAUAUGUAUUGUAAAACAUGAUAUUACUUAAUGUGUUAAGCUUCUGUAACUACCCAGGAAAAAGUGAUACAUUUGAAAACCUAGUAAGGCAUAACGUUAUACUCAUUUUAUGUUGUUGACAUGCAAAUUAAACUAAUUUUAAUGUCUGUUUCCUGAUAAUUAAUUAUAACAUAUUGUUUCAUUUUAUGUUGCUACAUAACCCAAACACUGUGUGCAUAUAUUUUCUCUGUUUAUUUGCUGUUAAUAUAUGUAUCAAUUUUGUAAUAUUAGGAUUACUUCUUAAAGUAAGUUAUACUGUUUUAUUUUAGAUUUUAGCCAUCUUAAACAUCAGACUGCCUAUUCCAGAGAAUUAUUCCACUCGUUAAAAACUGAUGUUCUUGUAUGAAUUUCCUUUGUUCCUAUACUGCACCAGCAUCAGUUUCUGCAUGACAUUUGUACUCAGUUUAGCUAGAUCAAAACAUUUAUCUAUCUUUCUAUCUAUUUAUCUAGCUAGCUUUAUCUGUCUAUAUAUUGUGUUCUUUAUUAUGGCCUUUAAUCUAUAUUUGCAAUAUUUACAGUAGUUGAUCACAGAACUAAUAAUACAGAUGAAAACUUCACUCUGUAUCAGUAUUAUAUGCAUUGUUUUUAUGUGAAUGUGUGAGUGUGUGGGAGGGGAGUAGUGCAUGGUAUAGUUAGAAGUUUGAAAUCUCACUUCUUUAAACUUUAUAUUAUUGUUUUGUGUUUCUAAAGGGGAUAUACUGGCAUGAUGAAUACUUUUGGCAAAAAAAAUAAAUAGCUUCUUAUAGUAAAUUGUCACAUUUCAGUACUUUUUAAUUUAUUUCUUGAAUUGUCAUUAUUUAUAUUGCAAAGUAUUAUAUACUGCACUUUGUAACAUUAUGUUAUGCUAUGUGCUGUACUGCAGAAUGUGUGAAACUGUACUCACCUCAUUCCUUAAAUAUACUGCACUAUUAUACAAUAAAAUGAUAUUUCAUACA
Protopterus annectens (West African lungfish) is the source of this 2304-nucleotide messenger RNA. Its product is annotated as growth-regulated alpha protein-like. NCBI's taxonomy places the organism in Eukaryota, Metazoa, Chordata, Ceratodontiformes, Protopteridae. The record is from RefSeq and is a predicted model, not a curated record. The transcript is spliced from 4 exons. The coding region runs from base 299 to 604 and encodes 101 amino acids. Gene Ontology annotation, molecular function: chemokine activity; CXCR chemokine receptor binding. Gene Ontology annotation, biological process: chemokine-mediated signaling pathway; inflammatory response; antimicrobial humoral immune response mediated by antimicrobial peptide. Gene Ontology annotation, cellular component: extracellular region.